This is a messenger RNA of Ascochyta rabiei, 1749 nucleotides long. RefSeq names its product cell cycle RNA binding protein whi3. The transcript has a single exon. Lineage: Eukaryota; Fungi; Ascomycota; Dothideomycetes; Pleosporales; Didymellaceae. The record is from RefSeq and is a predicted model, not a curated record. Gene Ontology annotation, molecular function: mRNA binding. Bases 1 to 1749 code for a protein of 582 amino acids.
AUGAGCAAUGGCAUCAAUACUGACGACAGCAACUUUUCAAGUGAUGAGGAGAGCGUCAACGACACCGAUGAAGAUAGCGACAACGACGCCGAUGAGGAAGUGCAUGGUUCUGGCGAUCAGACUAAGCUCUCCUGGUUCACAUCUUUUGUGGCAGAUGUUUUUCUGUACAUGAGCUGUUUGACCGAUCUCGGGACAGCUCUGGAGUUUCCAGCACUGCAUCAUGAGCAUGAUAUUGAGACUGAGCCGGCUGCACUCUAUGCAAACCAAGCGGUUACCGAGACGUGCGCACAAACAGGAGACAAGAGUGCCGAGUUCACAAUGAGUCCAUUGGACGAUAAAUUCAGGGAUUCAAGCCCAUCUUUCACUGAGGCUACUGCCAUGAUAAACGGACUAUCCAACCCCAUCGAUGCUGCAGAGCUGGAGAUUGCGGAAACUCAGCAAACCUCGGUGCAACCCGCCGUACCAGUGUCGAAAAAGUCUAACGACCUGCAGCCUAUGGUUCCCAAAUCGCUUAUCGACUACUCGUAUGAAGAGACAUUUGUUACAUUGGACACCAAUGGAUUCUUUACUGUACUGGAUCUCGAAGACGAAGACAGCCCGUGGGCUCUUUGGGCUCCUCUGUCUCGGCCCGCAACACCUGAAUUGUCAACAUCCAAUAACACACCUUCAACGCGGCAGUCUGAUUUUUCUGAGCUCGAGAGUCUCCAAGUAGACCUCGACGUUAUCUGUCGUGAUGACAGGUGGAUUUCUAGCAUCUAUAACGAUCAACCCCAAUUUGACUUCAACCCCGGUGGCAACCUGCAGACCUUUGGUAUCGCAACGCCUGUUAUGGAAUACGAAAAAUUCACCCUUGGCCCCUCAAGCUUGGAGGCUAUGGGGAAGAAGAUGGGUGGCGAUUUGGCUGACCCAGAGGGGCAUGAUGACUCUCCCGACCAUAACCUAGUACUGCCUCAUGAAGCCAUUCGUAACAAUGCUGACGUCGACAACACGUUCAAGUGCAAGGCAAAUGUUUGUCAAUACUCUGUCCAAGGUUUUUCCACACAAAUCGAGCUCAAUGCGCACAUUGGUAUGGCCCAUGCCGACAAUCCUCUCCAUGUUGCACGUGAGUCCAUGACAAGCUUGCUUGGGGUGGAUGAAAAGACAAGUGAGCCUGGUACUCAUGCGACUGCUUCGACACCAACUGCAAAGCUCGCAUCUGCUUCCACAAGCACGCACCUUCAACAGUAUUCCUCCGACUUCGCUCGUCCAACAUUUCCACCUUUCAACCCUGCCGAUCAGUACCCACCCUGCAACACUCUCUACGUCGGCAAUCUGCCCAUAGACGUAAGUGAAGACGAAUUGAAAGCUUUGUUUUCUAAACAACGUGGAUACAAAAGGCUCUGUUUCCGCACCAAGCAGAACGGCCCAAUGUGCUUUGUAGAAUUCGAAGACACGUCCUUGGCAACCAAGGCACUGACCGAACUCCAUGGCUGCAUUUUGAGAAACAGCACAGAGGGAGGCAUACGACUUUCGUACAGUAAGAGUCCACUGGGAUUGAGAUCAGGCUCUCACGCGAGUCUGACACCGAAGCAACUGGCCACAGAAAUGCUACCACGCGGCAUCCUUGCAAGCUAUAGUAUACCCCAUGGCACGGAAGUCACAAGCACUGAACAAUGGAGACAUGGAGGCAAGUCAGCUGUCGCGGUGGUCCACAAAGGCGGAUACCAGAAGCAUGAAGGUACAGACAGCAGCAGCAGAUACUAUAACUAG